AUACAACAUUCCCUCCUCUCGCGUCCUCUAACCCAGCAGUAGCCGCGCUACUUACCCUCCGCUCGUGAGAUUGUCUACUGGACGUAGCAACAGAGGUUACUAGUUAUAAAAUAUAAAUCGGAAAUGGAGAAGGAAAUCAUGAAAGAUGUGGCCGAAUGUUUGGAAUUCGUCGUCGAAGAGGUGUCUCGAGUCAGUGAAGAGAAUGAACAACUUGUCGACCAAAACCCUGCUGGGGGCACGUCCGAUCCUGUAGAGGAAAAAAGAGAUGAAACCGUGCAGUGGUCAUCAGCAGAAACGAGUGAGUCCGGCCUAACCUAUAGUGAAUGGGAAAUGCUGUCAAAUAUAAUGCAAGAAGUUGUGGCGGAGAUGGACGAAGCAGGGUUUGUGGUAGAGAACGUUGAAGAGAUGCACGUUGCACCGUAUCAGCUCACAGGGGACAGCAACCGUCCUGUUGAUAUCGAGAUUAUUGUGCUUAAUGGAAGAGAAAACGAAUCAACAGAAGACUCUGAUGAGUUUGUGGUAGAGAACGUUGAAGAGAUGCACGUUGCACCGGAUCAGGCCACAGGGAACAGCAACUAUCCUGUUGAUAUCGAGAUUAUUGUGCUUAAUGAAAGAGAAAACGAAUCAACAGAAGAUUCUGAUGAGAGCACAGAUGACGACGAAGAAAUAAUGUCUGUAGGAUCAAGUCAGGACACGGACGGAGAUAAUGAAACACAGCUUAAUGGGGCUGAAACGGAGUCUGGAGAAGAAUCCGCAGAGAACACAGAUGAAGUCGAGGAAACAAUGUCAGUAGGAUCAUCUGAGGCCACAGACGGAGAUAAUGAAACAAUACAGCUCAAUGGAUCUGAAAUGGAGUCUGGGGAAGAAUUCGCAGAGAACAUGGUAUACGAGGAAGAGCAGGAGGACUCGGACGCAGAUGACUACGCGCUCGUGCUCGAUGACAGCGAAAUGGAGUCUGUGGAAGAAUGGACAGACACCACGGAGUCAACUGUAGAGACUGACUCCAUGUUGGAUGAAGAAGAUGAUGAUGAGGAGGAGGAGGAUGAUGAUGAUGAUGAUCCCAGUGAUGAACAUCAAUCUGCUCGCGUAUUUCGACGACUGGUUGCUUUGUUUCUGAAAAAUAAUCAGACAACCUUCACUGGCUCAUCUGCACAUGAAUAAAUAACAUUUUUGGUCAUACAAAUUGUAAU
Messenger RNA from Schistocerca nitens (vagrant locust), 1190 nucleotides. RefSeq lists its product as uncharacterized. The transcript has 9 exons. The record is from RefSeq and is a predicted model, not a curated record. NCBI's taxonomy places the organism in Eukaryota, Metazoa, Arthropoda, Insecta, Orthoptera, Acrididae. The coding region runs from base 124 to 1161 and encodes 345 amino acids.